Messenger RNA from Apis laboriosa (Himalayan honeybee), 2349 nucleotides. RefSeq names its product mothers against decapentaplegic homolog 4 (gene Med). Gene Ontology annotation, molecular function: I-SMAD binding; RNA polymerase II cis-regulatory region sequence-specific DNA binding; DNA-binding transcription factor activity, RNA polymerase II-specific. The record is from RefSeq and is a predicted model, not a curated record. Bases 294 to 2300 code for a protein of 668 amino acids. The transcript has 12 exons. Gene Ontology annotation, cellular component: heteromeric SMAD protein complex. Gene Ontology annotation, biological process: SMAD protein signal transduction; cell differentiation; transforming growth factor beta receptor signaling pathway. NCBI's taxonomy places the organism in Eukaryota, Metazoa, Arthropoda, Insecta, Hymenoptera, Apidae.
UCUACUGAUGUCGCAACAAUUCAAUCUAACCUACGAAAAAAAUUAACAGCGUCUUGUUCGAAGUAACUGUCAGUUCAUAAUACGUCAACGUAAAGUGAUUCUAUUAAAAUUAUUUUGUAUAUUCUCGACUUUUAUUAGUUCAUUAACUGAUAAGCAAAUUCAUAUCUACAACACAUGGCUAAUAGAUCCUUGCUAGAUGAUAAAUCAUAAAAAUUUGAAUAUAUCGAAACUAAGAAUAAGAAUAGUAUCUUACUCGAAGAAUUGGAACGGUAUUCGCCACGGCUUUCACAGAGAUGGUUGGAUUGGCGGGCGGGGGAGGUCAUCUGUAUCCCUCGCCCCCAAUGCAACCUAAUCCAGAAUUAAGAGAAAUGACAGGAAUCGCUCCUAGUGCUCCAACUAGUGCAGAUGCUUGUUUAAGCAUAGUACAUUCUCUCAUGUGUCAUCGUCAGGGUGGAGAAAGUGAAGGAUUUAGUAAAAGAGCUAUUGAAUCUUUGGUUAAAAAGCUUAAAGAAAAACGAGAUGAAUUAGAUAGCUUAAUAACUGCUAUUACUACAAAUGGAGCUCAUCCUAGUAAAUGUGUUACAAUACAGAGAACUUUGGAUGGAAGGCUACAAGUUGCUGGUCGUAAAGGUUUCCCACAUGUUAUUUAUGCACGAAUCUGGAGAUGGCCAGAUUUACACAAAAAUGAAUUAAAACAUGUCAAAUACUGCCAAUUUGCUUUUGAUUUAAAAUGUGAUUCUGUAUGUGUAAAUCCAUAUCACUAUGAGCGAGUUGUAUCUCCUGGCAUAGACCCGUUCUUUACAGACCUAUCUGGGCUGACUCUGCAGUCGGGAGUAGGCGUAGGACCAGGUGGUAGAUUGGUCAAAGAUGAAUAUUCAGUUGGUGGUGGGAGCAGUGCAACAGCUGGAGCAGUAGGAUCUGCAAUGGAUGUUGAUGGAGAAAUGAACCAAACUAUUCAGCAUCAUCCACCUACUCAACCCACUUCAUCUAAUAACACUCAAGCAUCUCAACAAACUUUUAUACCAGGUCUAGCACCACCUAAUUCAACUAGUGGUGAGGGUGUGUUUGGCAGUAAUGGGGGAGGGAAUAAUGGUGGUAAUCCACAUAAUAAAUUGGAUGACAAUAAUUGCCCCAGACAAACCUGGAUUCCUACACCUCAUCAUCCUACAACACGUAACAUUCAUCAUCCAGUAGUACAUCCAAUGAGUCACACCGUAGGUAGCCAACAGCAGUCAUUGAAUACAUCUAGUGGAAACAGUGGAACACAGAUGCUGAGUCCUUCACAGGGACAAUCUACUGAAACAUUUUAUGGAACAAAUACACCUCCUCAAGAUCUUAAUCAACCACCUACUGUUGAUGCAUUAGCAGCAUCUUUAGGCGAAGGUCAAAAUUCUCCUGUAUCACCUGUACAUCUUCAUCAUUCAAAUGGAUUUCCAGUAGGUACUGCUGCUUAUAAUUCAGGAGCACCACAAUGGACUGGACCCAAUACUUUAACAUAUACACAAAGCAUGCAACCUCCAGAUCAUAGACAUCUUCAUCCUACUUCCUAUUGGGGUGGUCAUGGAGGUGAAGUAAGUGGAAACAUCGGUGGUUUAUUAUCUACACAACCAGCACCAGAAUAUUGGUGUUCAGUUGGCUACUUUGAAUUAGAUACUCAAGUAGGCGAGACAUUUAAAGUAAGCAGUGGUUGUCCUACUGUAACAGUCGAUGGUUACGUGGAUCCAAGUGGUGGCAAUAGAUUUUGCUUAGGAGCUUUGAGUAAUGUACACAGAACAGAACAAAGUGAAAAAGCUCGUCUUCACAUAGGAAAAGGAGUUGUGUUAGAUUUAAGAGGUGAAGGAGACGUUUGGUUAAGAUGCCAAAGUGAACAUAGUGUCUUUGUACAGUCUUAUUAUUUAGACAGAGAAGCAGGUCGUGCACCCGGGGAUGCUGUGCAUAAAAUUUAUCCCUCUGCGUAUAUUAAAGUCUUUGAUUUACGACAGUGUCAUAAACAAAUGAGAGGUCAAGCUGCUACUGCUCAAGCUGCAGCUGCCGCCCAAGCUGCAGCUGUAGCAGGACAUCUAACACAUGGAGCACCAAUUACUAAAAGUCUUAGUGCAGCAGCAGGAAUAGGUGUAGAUGAUCUUCGACGACUUUGCAUUUUGCGUCUAAGUUUUGUAAAGGGUUGGGGUCCUGAUUAUCCUCGACAAAGUAUAAAAGAAACUCCAUGCUGGAUAGAGGUACAUUUACAUCGAGCUCUUCAAUUGUUGGAUGAAGUUUUACAUACUAUGCCAAUAGAUGGUCCACGGGGAAUUGAAUAAUUUUAUUUAAUUUUGGAUAAUACAUAAAUAUAUAUGUCAAGAAAUGUAU